Molecule: messenger RNA, 6658 nt
Organism: Epinephelus moara (kelp grouper)
Lineage: Eukaryota; Metazoa; Chordata; Actinopteri; Perciformes; Serranidae
Gene: hibch
Product: 3-hydroxyisobutyryl-CoA hydrolase
Exons: 14
Coding region: 107-1255 (382 amino acids)
Biological process (GO): L-valine catabolic process
Cellular component (GO): mitochondrion
Molecular function (GO): 3-hydroxyisobutyryl-CoA hydrolase activity
Source: RefSeq, a predicted model, not a curated record
GCUCGGUGUCUCUUUCAGGAAGUCAACGCAGAAACAGCAGAGCAAGGAAGGAGCAAAGAAAAACAUCUGUGAAAGUGCAGCCACACGACAUAAGUCAAAGAAAAUAAUGUACUUAACCGUUUUGACGUCUGCUUACAGACUGAGGUCCCUUUGCAGACUGCAGCGAAUCCAUGGCCACAUGAUGUCGAGUCGUGUGGAACCAGAGGUUCUUUUGGAGAGAGUGGGGUGCGCAGGUGUGAUCACUGUAAACAGACCCAAAGUCCUAAAUGCCCUCAACCUGACCAUGGUCCAACAGAUCUACCCUCAGCUCAAGAAAUGGGAAAAUGACAAUGAGACUGACAUUGUGAUCAUCAGAGGAGCAGGUGGGAAAGCCUUUUGUGCUGGUGGAGACAUCAGAGCGGUCACAGAAGCAGGGAAAGUUGGAGACCCUCUUGCAGAGGAUUUUUUCCGUGAGGAAUAUAUUCUCAACAAUGCUAUUGGAUCAUGCAGGAAACCAUAUAUUGCCCUAAUUGAAGGAAUAACAAUGGGAGGGGGCGUAGGUCUGUCAGUUCAUGGACGGUUCCGGGUGGCCACUGAGAAGACGCUGUUUGCCAUGCCAGAGACUGCCAUUGGGCUUUUCCCUGACGUGGGAGGUGGCUAUUUUCUGCCGAGGCUCCGGGGGAAGCUGGGACUGUUUCUGGCCUUGACGGGCUUCCGUCUCAAGGGCCGUGACGUGCAGAGAGCUGGAGUUGCCACUCACUUUGUAGAGUCUAAGAAGAUCCCAGACUUGGAGAAGGAGCUGGUGGACUUGAAGUCUCCCUCUGCUGAAGACGUCUCCAAAGUGCUAGACUCCUACCAGAACCAGAGUAGUCUGGAUUCUGAGAAGCCUUUUGUGUUGGACAAGCACAUGUCAGAUAUUGACAGGCUGUUCAGCCCCAGCAGUGUGGAGGGCAUCGUGCAGAACCUGAAGGCAGAUGGCUCAGAGUUUGCUAACAAACAAGCUGAGAUACUGUCCAAGAUGUCUCCCACAUCCCUGAAAAUCACCUAUAGGCAGCUGCAGGCGGGUGCAACUCUGAGCCUGCAGGAUGUGUUGGUGAUGGAGUAUCGACUGAGCCAGGCUUGCAUGAGGGGCUGCGACUUUUAUGAGGGUGUACGAGCCGUAUUGGUUGACAAGGACCAGAAUCCCAAGUGGAACCCGUCAACACUGGAGGAGGUGUCAGAGCAAGCUGUGGAGCAGUGCUUCUCCUCACUGGGAGAGAAAGACCUGACUUUAUGAAGCUUCACACCUUCAAACACGCACACACACACCACUAAGCCUUCUUUGAGCCUCCUGUCCCCACAUCCCUUUAUGGUCAGUCAUGUGAGAGGACUGUACUGCUGAGGAUGAGAGAAAGUCUGGUAUUUUACAACAAGUACAUCCAUAGGUCAUAUACCUAAUAGUUUGACUCAGUACUAUUAAAUACUGCAGUGACAUUUUACAGGAAGAUCCAGGCUGCUCCUCUGCAGCUGAGGAAAAGAAGGUCUGAUUCAUCACAGCUAGAAAUCAAAAAUAGUAGCAGAAGAGGCAGCUUACAGAUGCCCUGUGUGUCACACAUGAAAAAUGUUUAGUGUAAACUUGCUCUGCAGUGGAAGUGGAGUGGAGUGUUUUUCUUUUACAUAAGUUGAAUAACUGCUGCUGCAAUUGCAAGGAACCUGCCGCACAGCAGCAUUAACACGAGGACAUGGGAGGAGAAAUUAUCUCACCGCUGAGUGCUUUAUUACAUUUCCUGUGGGUGUUUGUUGAUGUGACGUGGAUCAAUAUUAUCUGUAUUUCUGCAGUUUGGUCACUUGUUCUCAUUCAGAUGAUAUAUUGUCUCUGUUUCUGUAGUUUUUGUCUGUUUCCUGUAUUUUUCUUUUUUUAGAUGGAUAAAGAAAGAAAGAAUUCUCUGACACAUCCAAACAACACUCCCAAAACAAAUGGCAGAUUUAGACAUUUAUCAUUAUUGGUACUGAAUGCAUUUACAUGAUUGUUACAUUGUAUUUCUGUGUGUGAUAUAGUGAGUUUUUAUAGUUUACCUCAUAGUAUCAAAUCACCUCCCUAAACAUAAGUUCUCAAUAUCUGCAUUAUUUUUGAGACACCAGUAAGGUAUUGAUUCUGGAACAAAGAGCAAUAAAGAGAGUUGGUAAUGAAAUCUAAAAUGUUGUGUGUUCUUGGUGCGUGAAGAAACAGUUUUCAAGAACUACAGUCAUUGAGGGCAGGAUCUUUUAUGACCUGCUUUUAGAGUGGUCUUGUGAAACAUUGACACGUCAGAGUGGCUUUGUUAUCAGCACUAAGCUGCUGCUCAAAUAUUAAGUCUAUAAAGUAAAUAUUUAUUGUAGCUGCAUGUUGGGUUAUAAACUGUUGUGUUCUACCUACAGUAUCAGCAGGAAGUGCUGAAUAUUUUGUGUGACUGCUAUAAUGGUCUAAAAGAUUAUUAAAGACUUGUCUGUUCCUAAUGAACGACCACUACCACCCUGUCUGAUAUUUCUACGGAUAACAAAUAACACCUGAAGCUGACCCUGCUCUCUAUAGGGCUGUAAUAACUUAUUUAACAUUGGGGGGACCAUGUUCAAACUGCGCCUCCUGCAGUGGGAAUUGUGGGGAGACAUUUUUCAGAAACAGCUAAACUAACCAUAUAGAGCACUUUGAAGGGAUUCUCAAAGUUUUGAUGACUGAGUGCCAUUUUUAUGGAGAUAGAUUUCUCUCAAUAUUAUUUGUGUGAACAGAUCGACAGCCCAUGUUUAAAUGUGUGAUCUGUAAAUAUAAAACACCUUUGGCAAAUACAAAUAAAUAUCUGUAAGUUCCUAAAACUAUUGUGCAAAUAUAAAAUGGAUCUGAAAAACACAAACAAAUUCCGCAAAUUAAAAAAUAUCUACAAAAUGUACAAAUACAUGGAAAGCAUUUGUGAAUAGCUUCCUUAUAUUUACAACAUUCAAACUGAUAUCUGUGAAUCCAGUUUUUAUAAGUGAGUCUCUAUUCUGCACUUGCAGAUUUACAUUUCACAUCAGCACAUCAGUAUUACAUUUGCAUAAUAUUUUUGUGAGUUUAAAAUCUUUCUUUGUAUUUGUGGAGGUUGUUUUACAUUUAUAGAUCACACACUGACACACGGAUUGUUGAUUUCCUCACACAAAUUAAAGUGACAGAAAUCUAUUUCCAUACAUUUUAGGGAGCCAGCAUAUGAUUGAGAGUGCCACAGGAAAAGUACAUACACAAGACUUUUUUACAUGUUAUACUAUGUCCUUUUUUGCAACAUUUUUUGACACACUUACACUUCACAAAACAACAGUGAUGUAACAUUCAUAUUAGUUUUUUUUUUUUUUUUACUUUUUAGUACAUUUGAAAGUAAUAAAAUAGAGAGACAGUUUAGUGUUUGUCCUUGAAUGCACCCACAGCAGUGAAGCAACGGCUUCUGCUGGGGUGUGGCAACAACACACGCAGAGCUGCAGUACACUUCAACAUUAGAACCAGUAUUAAUUAUAAUGGCAAUUUGUUGCGUGUAUUUAUGACUACGAUUAUUAUUUCAGAUGGUGGUGCAUGAUUGUCUGUUGUAGCAGCAGCAGUUUUAUUUUUCUUAAUAUAUUUAUAUCAGUAUAUGGGGUGGGGUGGGCAUUUUUUAUGCCUCACUACAUACUACCUAGUUUCUCGAACUGCUUCACAUUCACAGUCUGAUUCAAUAACACACAUCUCAUUUCAAUAGCAGCCUCUCAGCCUUCACAGUGGCUCAGAGGAUGACCUCCAAAUACUGCAGACAAUAAACGGCCAUAAACACUGAGAACAUCGUCUGAGUAUUUCUCUGUGCGUCACAGAUAAACCCUCAUGCUUUAUGGGCCCCAUCUGCUCUUCAAACAUGCACUGGCCAGCAGUCACGUCUAAAUCCUUAGUGUUUGUUCUUCAUGCAGCUGAACUUUAAACUUGCCGUGUGUUCACUCUCUAACAGGAUGCAGCAUCACCACCUCUCUUGUUUGACACGUUGGCUAUUUUAAAGGAACAGUUCACCUCAAGGUCAAAAAUAAGUAUUUUUUCCUCUUACCUGUAGUGCUGUUAUCAAUCUACAUUGUUUUGGUGUGAGUUGCCGAGAUGUCUGCCUUCUCUCAAAUAUAAUGGAGCUAGAUGCUUAGCUUGUGGUGCUCAAUGUGCCAAAAAAUACAGACCUUUCUUUCUAAUGAACUACACCCACUAACCAUAUCACUGCACAUAAGGAAAUUAGCAUCUACUAAUGGACAAGAGGCUCACGCUUGACAGUGUGAGAUCUUCCUCAGCUGAGUUGUAACACUAGUUAGCUCAGUGGUGCUAGGUGAGCUAGCAGUAGAUGCAUGCUUCCGUUUACACUGUGACACGGUUGGCGGGUGUAGUUCAGUAGAAAAUACUCUGUAUAUGAAACUGCUCACAACAAGGUCUGUGGAUCAUCUUGAGUAACUGAGUCAUGAUUUCUGGAAAGAGUCAUUGCUGUCAAGUCUUUCAAAUGAAUAUUUUGGUACUUUAAGCACCACAAGCUGAGUGCCAUCUAGUUCCAUUAUAUUGGAGAGAAGGCAGACAUCUCUACAGCUGAUAUCUCCAGCACUCAGCAACUCACACCAAAACAAUCUAGACUGAUUAAUAGCACUACAGGUAAGAGGAAAAAUAUGCAUUUUUGAUUUGGGGGUGAACGGUCCCUUUAAAUGUGCCACUAAUAUGUUGAAAAGCACCAUUGUGAGGUUGUUCUGAAGUGGUGAUUUAGAAAUAAUGACAUGUUUCUGUAAUGAUAGAAGGCAUAAAUCUGAUUUAUUGGCAUCAUGAGUUUUUACACAUACUGUAUGUACAGUUUGCAAGUGAAAUGAAUACUGGACUACAGGAAUAUGCAAAAAGUCACACAUUAUAAGUUAUUUUAUGAUGAUAUAUUGAUAGGCCGACAUGUCUCAUCUUAUAGGACUGCUUCCAGGAGGCCAUUUCUCACUUAUUUGGCAGCAGAGAGGUCAUGGAAACAGUGCAGGGGGGUUCUGGCUACUGCUUGUGUUUCACUUCACAGUCAAGUCUGCUCAUUUUUUUUUUUUUUUGCUUCAACUCCACUGCUCUCUGACUGUUUUUUUUGUCUAUGGGUCACUUUGGCUGUUGUUAAACACUGAUGCAUCAGAGGCAUCGUGGGUACAGGGGGCCGAACCCUGUUACAGAAUAGUGUAAUGUCACCUCUGCUGAUAUUUACCCAUCAUAGAUAGUGCAUUAUCGGAUCAGCUGACUUGGUUUCAGUGAGUGGCACAAAUUUGAAUCAUGAACUAAUACCUGAUUUUAAACAAACUUAUCCAGGAAUUCAACAAAUGAAGGAAUUUAUAUUUUUUUCCAUAUAAAAAUUAAACAGAUCAUUUACUUGCUUGACUUUGCCAAGCUGCACAAGAUUGGCAGUAAAGAGAAUUAAAGAUCCAGUGUGAAGGAUUUAGGGGCAUCUAUUGCCAGAAUGUUGGUUAGUUUAUAAUCACCUUAUCACAAUUUCCCCCUGGGGAUUAAUAAAGUAUUCUGAAUCUGAAUCUGAAUCUGAACCUAAAAAUAAGAUUUUUUUGUGUUUUUGUUACCCUAGAAUGAGCCGUUUAUAUCUACAUAUGGGUAGUAGAGUGGGUCACCACAGAGGCCCAGAACAGUAGCCCAUAAUGGACAAAUCAAACCCUGGCUCUAGAUAGGUCCAUUUGCAUGUCACGUUAGCCACCGUACUUCUCUUACACACUUGGAUCAUGAUAGAAGUUUUAGUUCAUUAACCUCCCCACUAGAUGCCACUAAAUCCUACGCACUGGACCUUUAAGGACUGGCAGGUUGGCUGCCAAAGAACAAAAUAGUAACUUAAACAAGAACUGACAAUUAGUCAAUUGACAGAAAAAUGAAUCAGAGACUAUUUGUGAUAAUCUAUUAACUGUUUAAGUCAAUUUUCAAAUAAAAAUGCCAAACAUGUACUGGUUCAGUAAAUGUGGGGAUGUAAUCUUUACUUUGUCAUAUAUGAUAAUAAACUGAACAUCUUUGGGGGUUUUGGAUUGUUGAAUAAAACUAUCAAAAUAGGUCACCUUUCACUUUUAUCUGACAUUUUAUAGAUAAAAAGGUUAAUCAAGGAUCUAAUUGACAGACUAAUUGAUAAUGAAAAUAAUUGUUAGCGGCAGCACUAAUUUAAUCAGUACCAAAGGGCACUACAGCCUUCAAGGGAAUCUAUCCUUCUUAAGAUGAAUAAAUCCUACAAGAGGGUUGGCGGCCAAUUUAGCAGCAUCUCCCACCUCUGUUGAAACACCUGCUGCUAUUCAAUAAUUCAAAAUGGGUAACCUUUAAAAACUCUAAAAUAAUCAUGGUUUCCAAGAGGAAGCACUGUCAGCCUUUCAGUCAGUGCCAAAAGCAUCAACUGGAAGACACAGAUGAUUGAAUGUAGACAGGUGUUCACAUUCGAUCCCAUUUUUUACUCUUUGUUGUGCAGAUUCAGUCCCUCCAUGGCUGACUCCAAUUCACUGCUAUUCUUUGAGACGACCACAAGACCUGAUCUUUGCCAGAGUUACAGAACUAAAUCUCACAGGGGAUUCCACAUUUCUUGGUGAUGACAUCACACUCGAAAUGCACAGUAAAGCCUGACAUCAGCAUUAUGGCAGACACAGAUUGCCACCAUCCAGUUUGGGUUCAGUAUUCUCAAUGUCAUUAAAGUCAACAUAUAAAACAAAA